AUGGCAGACAAAAGUGAAAGUAGUUCAGAAACCGAUGAACAAAUUGUUGAAAGCGAGUCAUGUGUUUAUCAUAUUAAGUGGGUGGAUGUAGAGGGUGUCGGAUACGCGGUUGUGAUGCAAAAUGAAAAUGGGCCGUGUCCAUUGCUGGCUGUUAUCAACGUACUCCUUUUGCGAGGACAGAUUGCCUUACCAUGUGGUUCUACAGAGGUCAGUGAAAAGAAAUUAUUGCAGUUUGUUGCAGAUUGCAUACUUCGUCUCAAACCUAAGGACAUUGAUGAAGCCGAACUGCCAAAUUAUGAGCAGAAUGUAUCAGAUGUACUCGCUUUGAUACCUUCUUUACCUAAGGGUCUCGAUGUAAAUAUUCAUUUCACUGGAGUAAAGAGAUUUGAAUAUACGCCAGCAUGCGCAUUGUUUGAUAUUUUGAAUAUACCACUAGUGCAUGGAUGGAUUAUUGACCAAGCUGAUCAGGAAUUAUUGAGAGUGGUGGAUGGAUUAAGUUACAAUCGAAUAGUGGAGAAAAUUGUUAGUACAAACAAUGAAUCCGAAAAUUACAUGCUGAGAAAUUUCUUGGAUUCGAGCGCAUCUCAGUUGACAACGCAGGGAAUUACCGAACUUCUUUCAAAUCUUAAGGAUGGUGAAAUCGCUGUGCUUUUCCGAAAUAAUCAUUUCCAAACGCUAGCAAAGCAAAAGGAUGCGUUGUAUGUUCUAGUUACUGAUAUGGGAUUUCUCGGAGAAUCUGCGGUUGUUUGGGAAACAUUGGAUUGUAUUGAUGGAAACUCUACUUUCGUCAACGCAGUUUUCAGUACAUCGCAUAAGUCGAGCAUCCUUGCUAACGAAAGUGCUGAUUACUUGUUGGCCCUUUCCAUACAAGAAGCCGAGAAGGAAAGUACGGAAAAUCGAAGCACACACAUGAACGAAAUAAGUCUCUCAAUUGAAGAGCAUGAUGUGCAGCGUGAAGUUCCACGGGUGCGUAUAUUACCUUCGUCGGCUCAAGCUAUUCGACCAAGCAAAAAUUACAAUGUUCGUUUAUUUUGA
This is a messenger RNA of Cercopithifilaria johnstoni, 1035 nucleotides long. Lineage: Eukaryota; Metazoa; Nematoda; Chromadorea; Rhabditida; Onchocercidae. The record is from the annotation of a GenBank genome assembly.